GCGAAGAAGAGACAUUGCCCUCUCCGGCGUCAUGGCUUCGUCGUCGCCACCGCCUGCGCAGGCCCCCGUUCUCUCGCCGCCGAACCCCCCUCGGCCCCAGCAACACCCCCAGCCUCUGCCUGUCGCCGCCGUCAAAUCCGAGGUUCCGGUUGCCGAGCCCCGAGAUCCCCCCGCCUCAGUCAGUUCCAUCCCGCUGGAACCGUCUCCCGCUGCGGUUGCCGCCUCGUACACCAUCACCAUCCCCAGCUGCUCCGGGUGGUUCUCUUGGGACCAGAUCCACGACACCGAGCGCAGGGUCCUAUCGGAGUUCUUCGACGGGAAGUCGGCUUCCAAGAACCCCGGGGUGUACAAGUACUACAGGGACUCGAUUAUUAGACGGUUCAGGGGGAACCCGUCGAGGAAGAUCACGUUCACCGACGCCCGGCGGGGGUUGGUCGGGGAUGUCGGGUCGAUCCGUAGGGUGUUUGAUUUCCUAGAAGAGUGGGGCCUGAUCAACUACACGCCCUCGGCCAAGCCGAGCGCGAAGAAGGGGGAAAUGGGCGAUGAUUCGGAGAAGAAGGAAACUCCUAGGAGGAUCUGUUCCCAUUGCAAAUCCUCUUGUAACAUGGCAUGCUUCACCACGGAUAAGGCAGAUAUUAUCCUAUGUGCACGAUGCUUUGUUCGCGGUGACUAUAGGCCUGGCCUCAGUUCAACAGAUUUCAAAAGGGUUGAUAUCACUGAAGAAACAAAGGCAGAUUGGACAGACAAGGAGACUAUUCACCUACUUGAAGCCAUUUUGCAGUAUGGUGAUGAUUGGAAGAAGGUGGCAGAGCAUGUUGGUACCAAAUCAGAGAUAGACUGUGUUGCUAGAUUCAUCAAGUUACCCUUUGGAGAACAGUUUUUGGGGCCUGAAGAAGUUGGUGAAUAUGGUAAGCCACACCAGAAAAAUGACAAGGUAGUAACUGUACCUGAAGGGGAGAAUGUUCCAGAGCAGAGUCUUUCGAAGCGGAUGCGUCUCACACCACUAGCUGAUGCAAGCAAUCCAAUCAUGGCCCAGGUUGCUUUCUUAUCUGCAAUGGUGGGUUCAGAUGUUGCCAAAGCUGUGGCUCAAGCUGCCAUUUCAUCAUUGCAUAAAGUGGACAUAACUGGUGGCAUCAGUGCAAGUGAUGAUAGGCUUCAGUCUGCUGCCUCCAAUGGAGCAAAGGAAGAAGGCUACAGAAUUAAACUUUCUUCCUAUGUAGAAGCUGUUGCUGCUUCAAAUGGUCAAACUUCUUCUGAUGUACUCAAUGAGGCUGUGGCACAGGCACAGUCUCAGCUUAAGAAGGAAGAGCAGGAUGUAGAGCAAUAUCUAUCUGACGUAGUGCAAGUUCAGAUGAAGGAAAUCCAGGAUAAGAUUGUACACUUUGAGGAGUUGGAAUUGCUCUUGGAAAAAGAGAGGCUGCAGCUGAGGCACAUGAAAGAUCUUCUUUUUGCAGAUCAGUUAGCCAUCAUGCAACAUAAGAUGCAGCUCUUGUCAAAAGGGAAUGAGAAAGGGGAGAAGGUUAAGCAGACUAAUCAUGUUCCUUGAUUGUGAAGCAAAUCUUACAUAUUUUAUAUUAUAUGGUAUCCAACCUCUCAUCUCAUUUUCUCCGGCAGUAGGAUAUCCAACUAGAGUUUCAUUGUGAAUCUGCAGUUCCUUGUUCCUUUUAGUGUUCUACUUACUAAAUCUCUUUCUUUCCCCUUUUUAUUUGCUUUGUCUCUCACUCAUGGAUCUCCUGCAUCAGUUGCAUGAACAGAUCACUUGGUCCAGCAAAUUUUCUCUUCCAGUGUCUUUGUUUUUUGAGGGGAAGGAGAACAUCCAUCUCUGUGAUGAACAUUUUCAUUUGGAUCAGAUUUGCAGUGGCUUUAAGGCUUCA
This is a messenger RNA of Musa acuminata AAA Group (dessert banana), 1874 nucleotides long. Its product is annotated as SWI/SNF complex subunit SWI3B-like. Gene Ontology annotation, molecular function: protein binding. Lineage: Eukaryota; Viridiplantae; Streptophyta; Magnoliopsida; Zingiberales; Musaceae. The transcript is spliced from 6 exons. The coding region runs from base 32 to 1546 and encodes 504 amino acids. The record is from RefSeq and is a predicted model, not a curated record.